AUGUUGACUGUCCAUAAAAUGCAUUUUAGCAUCUUCCUCCUGUUGUGGGGAUGGGUUUUAUCCACUGAAUGCAGAGCCCACAGACAAGGAAAGGAAAUACAUGAGGUAUACAAAAAAGGCAGCCGGCCGCAGCGGCAGCGACGGGAAGCCCACGGUGAAGGACACAAGCAAGGCAGCCCAAUCCUAAAACGAAGCCCUGACAUCACCAAAUCUCCCCUGACAAAGUCAGAGCAGCUGCUGCGAAUAGAUGACCAUGACUUCAGCAUGAGACCCGGGUUUGGAGGCCCUGCAAUUCCUGUUGGGGUGGAUGUCCAAGUUGAAAGUCUGGACAGCAUUUCUGAGGUGGACAUGGACUUCACCAUGACGCUUUACCUAAGGCACUACUGGAAAGAUGAGAGACUGUCCUUCCCCAGCACCAACAACCAAAGCAUGACCUUUGAUGGCAGGCUGGUGAAGAAAAUCUGGGUCCCUGACAUGUUCUUUGUCCACUCCAAGCGUUCUUUCAUCCACGACACCACCACAGACAAUGUCAUGCUGCGAGUCCAGCCAGAUGGGAAGGUACUUUACAGCCUCAGAGUUACGGUAACGGCAAUGUGCAACAUGGAUUUUAGUCGCUUCCCACUGGACACACAGACAUGUUCCCUGGAGAUUGAAAGCUAUGCCUACACUGAAGAUGACCUUAUGCUCUACUGGAAGAAUGGAAACGAUUCCCUAAAAACAGAUGAGAGGAUAUCGCUGUCCCAGUUCCUGAUCCAGGAGUUUCACACCACCACAAAGCUUGCCUUUUACAGCAGCACAGGGUGGUACAAUCGCCUCUAUAUAAACUUCACUUUACGCCGACACAUCUUCUUCUUCUUGCUCCAAACCUACUUCCCUGCCACCCUCAUGGUCAUGUUGUCCUGGGUGUCCUUCUGGAUCGACCGACGAGCAGUUCCUGCCAGAGUCCCAUUAGGGAUAACCACUGUGCUGACCAUGUCCACGAUCAUCACUGGGGUGAAUGCCUCCAUGCCUCGUGUUUCCUACAUCAAAGCAGUGGACAUUUACCUGUGGGUCAGUUUUGUGUUUGUCUUCCUCUCGGUGCUGGAAUACGCGGCUGUGAAUUACCUGACUACGGUGCAGGAGCGGAAGGAGAGGAAACUGCGGGACAAGCUUCCCUGUGCAUGCAGCCUACCUCAGCCCCGGCCCAUGAUGGUGGAUGGCAGUUACAACGACGGGGAUGUGAAUGAACUGGGGCACUACAUGUCUGAGAACGGGGACAAACAAGACCGAAUGAUGGUGCAGCUGGCGCUGGGGUCUGAGAGGGGUUCGGGCAGGAGGAAAAACCAGAGAUACGUCAGCAUGAGGAUCGACACUCAUGCCAUUGACAAGUACUCCAGGAUAAUAUUCCCUGGUGCAUACAUCCUAUUUAACUUGAUAUACUGGUCCAUUUUUUCAUAAACAUACUUAACUCCUGUAGUCACAGAGCAUUGUGACAUUCAAUGAAAGUACAGUCUCAUAGGCUAACAGAUAAAACUCACUUGUGGCAUGAAUAAUUGUGCGAGUUGUUGUGCAUUUCAGCAAAAUAGAGGUGAUAUGAUCGGAAGUUUUAUACUUACUUAAAGCUGUGCUACGUUCUUUCUUGUGCCUCAUAGGCCACUGUAAACUAUUUUAAUAAUUAAGUGACUAUAAGUGCUAGUUGCUUAUAUAUAGUGCAUCCUCCAUUUAGUGCCCCUGAGAUCCUAAUUCUUUAAGUACCCGAGCAUGUGCAUGCAUCUUUCAACUCAGCAGAAUUCUACACAUUCAAUAACAGUAAAAGCAAGAAUAUGCAAAUACUUGCAUGCUUGCAGGAUGAGGUCAGAAACGGCCAUUACAUACACAAAACAUCCAGUACUGGAAAACACUUUGACAAUGUUAUUGCUAGCUACAGCUUGCUUUCACUGCUUAAUGCAUGCUGCCCUCACAGUACUGCGCUGGCAAGUCCACACAGGAAUACUUUCAGAGUUGUACUUUGUCCUGAUCGUAUCUAAAAGAAAGAAAUCUCGCCAAGCUAUUUUGACUAUCUUUUUAAAGUAUGACUUGCAAUGUACAUUCACUAAGGAACAGCGCUAAUCAAAUCCUUUGGAAACACAGGAGCUCUCCUUGGAUCUGCUUAUUUGAGUCAGUGGGAGUUUUCUCCUUGGGUUUCCUGGGAAAAGAAACAGGUCUCUGUACAAAAUGACCCAGUGAAGACAACCAAGUGUCUACAAAGAGCAAAACUACUCUGUGAGAAGCCCAUUUUCUCUGAGAUAGUCUGGGCAUUACUGGUCUGUACAGCCUGAGAACCUGUUGCAGCCUGUAAAGCCACCAGUAGUUGUAUCUGCUUCCAGGAAAAGCCUAGUUCAUCUGGGUUUUAGUAAAAGCAUAAUAGAAAGGUGCUUAACAGGUGACAAAGCAGUAGUAAGGGCCUUAUAUUUGAGUUACUAGAGAUACCAUGCCAAAAACUUCAGAGUGAAGUAAAAAAGAACUUCCACCACGAGGUAGCAGCUCCACU
Molecule: messenger RNA, 2509 nt
Organism: Pezoporus occidentalis (night parrot)
Lineage: Eukaryota; Metazoa; Chordata; Aves; Psittaciformes; Psittacidae
Gene: GABRR1
Product: gamma-aminobutyric acid type A receptor subunit rho1
Exons: 10
Coding region: 1-1437 (478 amino acids)
Biological process (GO): chemical synaptic transmission; nervous system process; regulation of membrane potential
Cellular component (GO): plasma membrane; GABA-A receptor complex; neuron projection
Molecular function (GO): extracellular ligand-gated monoatomic ion channel activity; neurotransmitter receptor activity; GABA-A receptor activity
Source: RefSeq, a predicted model, not a curated record